GGCAAAGCCAUUUCAAACCCCCAAGGCUGGCCCUGCCGUUACAAGAACUUAUAGACCCAACCCGACACUCGGUCGAACAACGAAUGGACCAUGUAUGGUCGAAAUUUGGAUGCGGCAAAAAUGGAAGAGGAAUGUCCCGCUACAAAACCAAGCACAAUAAAGCUGGAGGAAAGGUGCGACGGUCCCAUCGCACAAGGGAGAAUACACAUCUAUUGUCCUGUAUCUCCAAUCCAAUAUACCUCCUCCUAACGCCGGGGAAAGCCCACAAAAGAAGUCUAUUUGUCGAUGUAAGAAAUUCGAAAUUGACAAGAUUCUUUACAUCGACCACCACGGAAUCACCUGGACUCUCGAAUUUAUACUCGUACUCGCCUUUCAUAUAUGCUUUCGUGAAAUCCGAACAAAUGUUCAAAAGG
Paraglomus brasilianum is the source of this 413-nucleotide messenger RNA. Lineage: Eukaryota; Fungi; Glomeromycota; Glomeromycetes; Paraglomerales; Paraglomeraceae. The record is from the annotation of a GenBank genome assembly.